AUUUUUUAUUGUUCAAACAACAUUCAUAUCCAGUAUCAUGGUUAUAUUUAUUUAUAUUAUAUUAUGAAAGGUAUAUUACUCUACUGUAUUGUAGUAGAACACGUAUCUUAGUCAAAUAGUAUUCAGAAAAUUCAGCAUCAUCAUCAUAAGAUGAGUUUGAAGUACAUGCUGGUUGUUACAUGUCUUUGGAUUUGGUCUCUAUCUUUGGCUUAUACAAUUUCUAAUGAUAACUUGAUGAGAAUUAGUCUAAAGAAGAGGAAUUUAGAUAUUCAAAGUCUUAACACUUCAAGAAUUAAAAAGGUAAUUCAUGAAAGAGAUUUAGAGAGUGUUGAUACAAAUUAUGGCUCAAAAGAUGUUGUAUAUCUUAAGAAUUACUUUGAUGUACAAUAUUAUGGGGAAAUUGGUAUUGGUUCACCACCACAGUAUUUCAAUGUUGUGUUUGACACUGGUAGCUCUAAUCUUUGGGUUCCAUCUUCCAGAUGCAUCUUCUCGAUUGCUUGCUAUUUUCAUUCGAAGUAUAGGUCGGGGAUAUCUAGCACCUAUAACGAAAUUGGAGUACCUUGCGAAAUCCCGUAUGACGAAGGAUACAUUUAUGGAUUCUUCAGCCAAGACAAUGUAAAAGUUGGGGAUAUAAAUGUCAAAGAUCAAGAAUUUUGUGAGAUUACAAGGGAAGGAAAUUUUGCACUUUUAGCUCUUCCAUUUGAUGGUAUACUUGGACUUGGAUUUCAGGAUGUUUCAGUUGGGAAAGUCACACCAGUGUGGUAUAAUAUGAUAGAACAAGGGCAUAUUUCGGACAAAGUUUUCUCCCUAUGGUUUAACAAGGAUCCAAUGGCAGAAGUAGGGGGUGAGAUUGUCUUUGGUGGUGUGGACAAGAGGCAUUUUAGAGGUGACCACACUUACUUUCCGAUUUCUCAAAAGGGUUAUUGGCAGAUUGAAGUGGGAGAUAUUCUACUUGCAAAUAAUACAACAGGUUUAUGUGAGGGUGGCUGUGCUGCAAUAGUGGACUCAGGGACUUCUUUAAUUGCUGGUCCAACUGGUGUUGUGACUCAAAUUAACCAUGUCAUUGGAACAGAAGGAUAUGUUAGUUAUGAAUGCAAAAACAUUGUCCACAACUACGGAAAUUUGAUAUGGGAAUCAUUGAUUUCAGGGUUAAAUCCUGAAAUCUUAUGUGCUGACAUUAGACUUUGUUCAGAUAAUGGAUUUCAAAGAAUGAACGAUGUUAUUGAAACAGUGGUGCAUAAUGAAAGUCGGGAUGGAUCACCAUUAAAAGAGAGUCUCUUUUGUAGUUUUUGCAAUAUGGUUGUCCUUUGGAUGCAAGUUCAGAUUAAGCAAAGCAAUGUAAAGGAAAAAGUAUUAAAAUAUGUCGAUGAGCUGUGCGAGAAGCUUCCAAAUCCGGUUGGACAAUCAUUUAUAAACUGCAGUAGUGUCUCGGAUAUGCCACACAUUACAUUCACAUUUGGAAACAAGUUGUUUCCUCUCUCUCCAGAACAGUAUGUUCUUAGAGUUGAAUCAGACGAUGAAGAUUGUUCUCCUGUGUGCUAUAGCGGUUUUGUUGCUCUUGAUGUGCCUUCCCCGCAGGGUCCCCUCUGGGUUGUUGGAGAUAUUUUCUUGCAGGCAUAUCAUACGGUGUUUGACUACGCCAAUCUCCGCAUAGGAUUUGCAGAAUCUACAUAGUCAUUGGAUACAUGAUUCACAUCGGUAAAUAAUAGUUUGGUCGUGUGUAGAUGAUGUUACUGGUUUUAAGGGAGUAUGUAAGGCUGUUAUAGGUAACAGUUAGUAUGAGUAUUUCUUGUAUAUAGUCUGUUUAAAAAUUCAAUUUUCCUGAUUAAUAAACAUAGAUGGAAAUAAUGCAGAAAAUAAAAAUA
This is a messenger RNA of Medicago truncatula (barrel medic), 1865 nucleotides long. RefSeq names its product cyprosin. The coding region runs from base 151 to 1674 and encodes 507 amino acids. The record is from RefSeq and is a predicted model, not a curated record. Gene Ontology annotation, molecular function: aspartic-type endopeptidase activity. Lineage: Eukaryota; Viridiplantae; Streptophyta; Magnoliopsida; Fabales; Fabaceae. The transcript has 14 exons. Gene Ontology annotation, biological process: proteolysis; lipid metabolic process.